Messenger RNA from Melanotaenia boesemani (Boeseman's rainbowfish), 3735 nucleotides. RefSeq names its product protein-glutamine gamma-glutamyltransferase K-like. Bases 92 to 2458 code for a protein of 788 amino acids. Gene Ontology annotation, biological process: peptide cross-linking. Gene Ontology annotation, molecular function: protein-glutamine gamma-glutamyltransferase activity. NCBI's taxonomy places the organism in Eukaryota, Metazoa, Chordata, Actinopteri, Atheriniformes, Melanotaeniidae. The transcript is spliced from 14 exons. The record is from RefSeq and is a predicted model, not a curated record.
CAAACUUCGAGCCUGAAACACAGAGGCACCACAAACAGAAGAUUUCUUCCUCCAGUCUGCACUGUCACAUUUCUUCUUCGACUGAACUGAGAUGCCUGCAGUGACACGAUCAAUCAGGGACGGAUCUGCAGUGGGUCGGUUUCCAUCUGUCACACUUGGAUUUGGGGAUGACAAGUUGGAAAAAGAUGUAGAAGCAGAGGAAAGCAACAAUAACAAAGAAACUUCAUGUCAGCGGUGGCUGCAGAAGGCAUGCUGGUGCUGCUAUCCCAGACCAAAGGACGAUGACGUUACAGACACUGUGGUGACAGGGAUUGAUGAUGUGGAUAAAGACGAUGGGAUCAAUGGCGAAAAACCCACGACUGAUGGCAGCAAUCUUGAUGUGCCUCUUCUCAAAGUGCAGUCAAUAGACCUGAUGAAAAGCAAAUCUGGUUUAAACCGCAUAGAACAUCAUACAAAUCUCUACCAAAGUGAGAACUUCAUUAUCCGCAGAGGGCAGACCUUCCAGAUGUGGAUAACCCUGUCUCGACCUUUUGACCCCAACACAGACAGGCUUCACCUUGAUCUUAAAACAGGGCUGCUGCCAACAGUGUCAAAGGGAACCCAUGUAAUUAUGCCUCUGGUGGGAGAGCUGGAGGACAGGCAAUGGCGGGCUUCUGUGGUGGAGCAGGAUGACAAAAGAAUAAAGCUUUCAGUGAAUUCAUCACCCAUGGCUGUCAUUGGCAGAUAUCAACUCAUAGUGGAAACAAACUGUGCAAAUGGAAAACACAUUUCCAAACAUGACCCUGAUAAUGACAUCUACAUGUUGUUCAACCCCUGGUGUGAAGAUGACUCAGUGUUCAUAGACUCUGAAGAUGAGAGGGAGGAAUAUGUCCUUAAUGAUGUUGGGCGGAUCUACUACGGCACAGAGAACCAAAUUGGAGCGAGGACAUGGAACUAUGGACAGUUUAGUGAUGGGAUUCUUGCUGCUUGCCUUUUUGUCCUGGAGAGGAGUGGAACUCCUAAUUCUGGUUUGGGAGAUCCAGUUAAUGCUGUGCGAAUAAUCUCGGCCAUGAUUAACUCUCCUGAUGACCUUGGUGUCCUGCAAGGAAACUGGUCAGGAGACUAUUCGGGGGGAACUUCGCCAACGAUGUGGAGUGGAAGUGUAGAAAUCCUGCUGGAAUACCAUAAAAACAACGGCACCCCCAUUAAAUAUGGACAGUGCUGGGUCUUUGCUGGCAUUUUCACAACAGUUUUACGGUGUUUAGGCAUUCCCAGUCGAACUGUGACAAACUUCAACUCAGCUCACGACACAGACGUCUCCUUGACAACAGACGUGUACUUUGAUGAGAAGCUGGAUCCCAUGGAGCACCUCAACACAGACUCUAUCUGGAACUUCCAUGUGUGGAAUGACUGCUGGAUGGCUCGUCCGGACUUGCCCCCUGGCAACGGCGGAUGGCAAGCGGUCGAUGCCACGCCACAGGAGACCAGUCAGGGCACCUUCCGCUGCGGCCCUGCUUCGCUUGCUGCUGUCCGCAAUGGCCAGGUCUACCUCAAACAUGAUUGCCCCUUUGUGUUUGCUGAGGUGAACAGUGACAAGAUAUACUGGCAGAAAAAUGUAGAUGGUACUUUUAAUCAAAUCUACAGUGAGACAAAGACUGUGGGCCAUUCCAUCAGCACCAAGGCUGUUGGUUCAGAUGAGCGCAGCGAUAUCACACACCUUUACAAACAUCCUGAAGGCUCAGAGGAGGAACGUAUUGCUGUGGAAACAGCUUGUCGCUACGGCUCCAAAGCAAAGGCCUUUUCAUCUCCCACAGCAGAGGACAUUUCUAUAGAAGUGAUCAUGGAUGGUGAAGGUCCUAAAAUGGGAGAGGAUGCAGAGCUGACCAUCAAGCUAAAGAACAGCGGCUCAGGGCAACGUAAUGUCAGCCUGCACAGCCGGUUGGCAGUCAUGUACUACACUGGAGUCCACAAAGCCACAGUCAACACAGACCAGACUGAUGUGAAACUAAUGCCCAACACGGAGACAAUCUUGGAUUGGACCCUGGAGUAUAAAGUGUAUAAGGACCAGCUGAUAGAUCAGACUGCCCUGAUGCUGACACUUUUAGGCAGGGUCAAAGAAACACAGCAGGUUCUGGCCACUCAGUUCAGUUUCCGACUCAGGACCCCAGAUCUUAUUAUAAAACCCAUCGGGAAGGCUUUGGUAGGGAAGAAGAUGGCAGUGGAGAUAUCCUUCACUAACCCACUACCACAAGUGCUGAAAGCAGUGGUAUUCCACGUGGAAGGCCUAGGUCUCCUACCUGCUCGAAAGAUUGAUUAUGGAGAUAUUGGCAGCCAUGCAACCGUCACUCUCACCGAGCACUUCAUCCCCACCCUUCCAGGGACAAGGAAAUUGCUGGCUUCUUUGGACUGCAAGCAGAUCACACAGGUUCAUGGUGUGAGCGACAUUACUGUGGAGGACAAAGGCAACGCUGCUCUAUAGGGAUUUGCAAACAAAAACCACUUUGAAACUGAUUGUUGAAAGUAAUUUCCUCAAAAUAGGUAGGGUGAUUCUGUUUUUAUCAUCAUGAAGGUUUCAUUUAGUAGAAGAGCAAAAGGCCACAAAGGGAGAAGCAGUGGGAAAUGUGGUAGAUGUCACCUACAGUAUAUACACUACUUUUAUAUUAUAUGAUAACUGGUAUUAACUUGAAUGAGAUUCUUACUAAUUUUGAUGCAGAUUCUGCUUUCGUUUGAAGACAAGUGAGGUGCAAGUAUGACUACUAUUAUAAGUACCAAAAUAGUAGCAGAAGUUACACAGUAUGGCAGCUUGAAUGAAGGAAAGAAGCCGUUUUAAAGGCAUGCUCAAUAUUUAGAUCACGUUUUAUAUUUAUAUAUACAGUAUGUUUAUUUUUGGUUAUUUCCAGCUAUGUGUUAACAAUAAAAAUGUUCUAUUUGAAUAUCUAUUUAGUACUGCAAAUGUUUGUGUGUUAUUAAAGCAGUUUUAAUUAAAAAUGCUGUUACAAAAUAUUAGGUUGUAAUGGAUUCCCUUUUUGACUAUUCAUAGUUACAAGUUGUGCCUCCUUCAUGGUAAGUAUUUGUUUAUUUAAGUUUGUUUUCUGUUUGUUUAUUUAUGUUUCUGUGUCUGUUAAAAAUAAAAUCACCCAGAAAGUUUUGUGGUGUGUUUUCAGCAUAAAUAAACAAGCUCAAGCUACACAAUAUAUGUAAAUAAUAAGCCAUAAAAUUAACAAAAAGUAGAUUAAUGACUGACUUGGGGCAAAAGAAAAUAAUCAUUUAUUGUUUGUAUUCACAAUGAUUUAUGUAUGCAAGCUGAAAUCAGACAAAGAAGAAUUACAGCAGGGGAGCUCAAGUAUCAAAUUAAAAUGAAUGGCAAUUUUCUGAAUUAUCAUGGAUGUGUAUUUUAAUAAAUCAAGCAGACACUGUGCCUCAGUGCAUGGAUAAAUUAAUUUACCUAAACAUGCUUAAAACAUGGCCUUACAGCAAAAAUAUAGAUGAUGUUCCAUGUAUUUAAUGGUGAACAAAAAUGUUUCCAUCUGUAUGCAAUCUGUUUGUGGUUUUCCAAUUUUUACUCAAGUGUUUGUUUGCAUGUUGUAGCCAGUUAACUUCUUCUUUCUUUUAUUUAAUUAGAAUCAGCUUAAUUUGCCAAGAAUGUCAUGAACAUAGAAAAUAUUCGGUGUCAGUUUUCUGUCUUCUUUUCUCUCAGCAACUCUCCCUGACUUAAAGUUGUGGUGCUGAUUGAUCCCUCUUUCCUGUCUUCUCCAC